UUCCUCAUCUUCCGGUAUACCAAUGAUGGGAUCCGAACUCAGAUUUUCCGGCGUUGACCGUCAACAUUCGCCUCGACGGCCGCAAACAUUUUCAGACCCCAAUGUAAUAAGAAGAGCUCCACCAUAUGAUGUUUCAAGUCAGGCCGAAAUAUUGAUGAAUACACAAAAGAAACAACAAAACGAACAACUUCAGAGGUUUGCUGGUCUUGGUGUAGGGUUGGCAAGUGUGUUAGCUGAAAAUGUUCUUUCCCAUCCUUGUAUUGUGCUCAGAAGACAAUGCCAGGUUCAUCACCAGUCUAUGAACUAUCAUUUGACUCCAUUUACUCUAGUGCCAGUGAUAUGGCGAAUACAGACAAGUCAGAGUAUGACCUGUCUGUGGAAGGGUAUUGGAAGUGUUUUCAUAGUGAGAGGGAUUGGACUUGCCAGUGAAGGUGUCCUAGCAGAAUUUACGCCAUUUCCAAAGGAAGUUUCAAGACAUAGCUCACUCAAAAAAAUGGCCCAACAUUUAUUGUUAAAAGGACUAUCCUUGAUCAUCACUGUUCCUUUUGCUGCGGCCAGCCUUGUGGAAACUGUUCAGAGUGACAUUGCCAGUGAACGCCCAGGUAUAUUUGACUGUCUGAAGGAGGGCUUGGCAAGGCUAGUGGGUGUUGGCACCCCCCAUACCACCAGGAUAUUACCCAUCUGGAAGUUAGUCGUCCCUUCAGUAUUUCUUGGACUUACCCAUUACAUAACCAUGGCCAUAGCUCAAUAUACAGCCCUGCAUACAAUGAAGACAGAAAAAGAGGAAGAAAUGGACCCAAGGCAUGAGGAUCAGCUACAGCAUGCCCAGAGAAGUAUUUAUGAGACCUACUUCCCAGAACUCCUGGCUUCCUUCACAGCUAAUCUGGUAGCAGAUGUGAUGUUGUUCCCACUAGAAACCAUGGUAAACCGGCUGUUCAUGCAGGGCACCCGCACCAUCAUAGAUAAUACAGACAAUGGACUGGAGGUGGUACCCAUCACCACUGCAUAUGAUGGACUUUUUGACUGCUUUAAACAUAUUGUAAAGGAGGAGGGCUUUUUUGGAUUCUACAAAGGGUUUGGUGCUCUCUGCUUGCAGUAUAUGCUGCAUGCUACCAUACUGAAAUUGUCAAGCAUUUUACUGGAGAACAUUGCCGGCCACAGCCCAAAUCCCCAACCCAAGUCCAGACCUGAGGACCCCAACAGAUACCAAGAGUUAGGGGCUGGUGAGGUCCCUGGGGCACAGAGGAGUGCUUCACCUAGGUACUAAGAAAGGCCUUCUGCAGGCUGGCAACCAUAAUAAUUAAGAAAUGAUCCAAAGAAUAAACACCUGUACCCUAGGAGGAAUUAGGAAGGCAUUUAAUGAUAGGUUCAAAGAACCUUAUGAAAAUAAGUCUCUUAAAUACAUGUGUAUGGUUUGCAGGAUGUAAAUAUAUGGAAUUUAUUCAGUGAAAUUGUGUUUAAGUUAAGAGAGAGAGAGAGAGAUUUCAUUAUUGCCAUUUAAAAACAUAUGUUUUCAAAUGCCAUAUGGUUGGUGUGAUUUUUUUCUUUUUGCUUCAUGGAAUUUGAAUUCUUUUUAAGACACCAUUAGAGCAAAUAUUGUAAAGAACUUAUAUGGAUAUUUAUUACACCAAUAUUUUUUAAUGUUUUGUUUACUGAUAUGGUGCUGAGAAACUAAACAUUCUAUAAAAGUCUAUGUAACUAAUAAUUAUACCACUAAUAAUUUACUGAUUAUGUGAUAUGGAGGUAAGUGUGUUGUCGUCUUUCAUGUAAAAUACCACUUAGAAUGUAUUUCUAUUAAUAAACUAUUUUGUUGCCAUUUUAGGUAAUUUUUUUUAGGCAGUUAAGCUUCUUUUGCUCUAUAUGACUAGACACUAAUAUAAGUAUCUGAACCUAUAGACGUCACCUGUGUCUGUUGUCCCUAACUCAACAGAAAAACCAUUUAACUUAUUGUUCUCAAAUUUACAGAAUGAUUAAGGACCAAAAUACAGCAGUUUUAAACCAGCCCUGCACUUUUUUCUGAAUGUCCACAGUAACAGUCAUAUAUAACCUAAAUGUGGUGGUCAUUAUGCUUUUGGAUAUUAUGUAAUGUUGCAUCAGAAUUGAUGAGCAUUUUGUUUUCUUAUUGCAAUAGAUGGAAUGUGUUAUUUGUUAUCCUAAAACUUACUGUAACAGUUUUUUCACAAGCCUAAAAUACAAUCAACCUGAUUGCAUUCCUUCUCUUAAAGUUAAGAGGUUUUCAUAAAUUGUCAUUUUGUGAGUAUUGGUUUAAAGUCAUAUGGGCUUGAAGCCCUGUGCUUGUUACACUUUCAAAAUGGCAACUCAGUAGUGUAAAAAUCAAAAUUGGUCGUUCUUACGGCUUAUGCAGUAUGUUAUAUUGCAUCAUAAUUGACAAAAACAUUUUGUGCACUGACAUUGUUAAGUCGUUUGUUGUCAUUUUGGACUUAAUGUUACUGCUAUUGUUUUCACAAUCUUUAAAAAUGAAAGUGCUAUGU
Molecule: messenger RNA, 2492 nt
Organism: Lingula anatina
Lineage: Eukaryota; Metazoa; Brachiopoda; Lingulata; Lingulida; Lingulidae
Product: mitochondrial outer membrane protein SLC25A46
Biological process (GO): mitochondrial membrane fission; mitochondrial fission
Cellular component (GO): mitochondrial outer membrane
Source: RefSeq, a predicted model, not a curated record